Molecule: messenger RNA, 3975 nt
Organism: Thelazia callipaeda (thelaziosis nematode)
Lineage: Eukaryota; Metazoa; Nematoda; Chromadorea; Rhabditida; Thelaziidae
Source: the annotation of a GenBank genome assembly
AUGAUUAUCAGCCCCUAUUAUCAACAUCUCUCUGCUCAAUGUGAGUUGCGAAUUUUAUAUCGUCUGUAUGGCGAUCAAAACGCAGCUUUGAUGGUAACGAGCCAACAUCGAGCUUUAAGUGAUUCAACGAUAUACGCUGAUUCUUAUGAUUAUGACGAUGAGACGGAAUGGACAAGGCCUACGUUGCAUUCCACGUUUAAAGCGCAAAACAAUAAUGUUGAAACAUGGAAGGAAGCAAAUGUUCAUAUCGGUCAGAUCAGCCAUCCUACACGAAUCAGGAUCGAAUGUCAUUCCAGGGCAAGUUCUACCAAUGGACCAUCCAAAGAAAAUACAGAAUGCUAUAUUGACGAUAUUUCAAUGAUUAAAUGUGAAGAAGAGAUUUGGUACGAAAAUGUUUGUCAGUCUAAUAAAACUAAAAAGUAUUUGUGUCACAAAUAUGAACAUCGAAAAUGCAUUGAUUAUGAUCAGAUUUGUGAUAUGAGUGCAGAUUGUCCAGGAGCUGAAGAUGAGCAAACAAAUUUGCAUAAUUGCACUUCGGUCCCAGUCGGUGCUCGCUGUACAUUUGAAGAUCUUAGUGAGGCGAAAAGCGGUUGCGCAGGAUGGCGACUAGAAACCUAUUAUGUUCAUAAUAGCCGGAAGGUUGAUAACGAUGAGCAUCUUUUUCAACUCGUAAAUUCUGCUCUCGCAAGCAAAAAGUUCUCCUCAAAUCAUAUUCCACUCAGAGAUCACACUUUUUUGCAUACGAAUGAUAGUGGCCAUUUUUUAUAUUUCACUUCGGAGGAUAAUCAAGAACGAUAUAGUUUUACAGACACCAAAUCUACUUAUUUAAUAUCACCAUAUUUUCCACCCACGAGCAGUAUAUUACUAAAUUCAGUUUAUCCUUUGGCUAGUACCUGCAAAGUUCGAUUUUAUUACUGCUCUUAUGGAAGCGCUAUUUCCACGUUACAAUUAACUGUACAUUCGACUAGUGAUCAACCAGCUAAAAUAAUUUGGACCCCUCCAUCUAUUACUUUUGCUGAUCAACACCAUCACUGCGAAUGGAUAAAAGUCUCAAUUGAUCUACCUGAGCAGAAAAGUGAUUAUUAUUUAAAAAUAAGUGUUAGCAAAAUAUUUGAUUCAUCAGUCAGUUUUGCAAUUGAUGAUUUUUCAAUGUCACCGGACUGCUUCACAACUGGAGAUUCAUGGCGUACACACUUUAUACCUUACGUGUAUAAUAUAACUAGUUGCGGGCAGUAUGGAGCAAGCCAGCCAACUUCGGAUUUAUGUGAAAGCUAUUAUAAUCAAAGUACCACAAAAGCAAUUUUAAAAAAUAGUACUUCAAGCGGGUUUCAAAAAUGGAUGGCACCCAAAACUGCUGAAUACAGAUUUGAGGUAUAUGGUGCAUCUGGUGGACAAAUUCCUAGACAGACUGUCAAUAAUUACGGAGGUCAUGUGAUUAUGAUUGUAAAUUUGACGAUUGCCACAGAAUUAGACAUCUUAGUUGGACAAAUGGGUGAAACUCCUUGCAGUCAACUAAAAGUUUAUCCAAAUUAUUUGAAAAGUCAUCAGUAUGAAGCACUCAAAUAUUUAUGCAAAAAAAGUGAUACAUUAUGGAAUGACGAUACAGCUCGCACACACGGAGUAAUGUUUCCUGGUACUGGUGGUGGUGGAGCAACAAUCAUCAAAAAUAACGGUAAAAUAAUGGUUGUAGCCGGUGGUGGAGGUGGCAUAUUUCCAGAGCAAGUUAUUGAACUCGAAAAACCAAAUAUUGACCCAAAAGGAGGAAAUCCAUUAAAAGGAAACAAAAAUCAAAAUCUGUCGCACAUUUAUCCUUUUGUAAGCCAAAAGCCAGAUGUCAUUUGGAUGUCUGGAAAUGGUGCAUCCUUGUUUCCAACAAAGAAAAAAGAAGAAAAGUGCGAGAAUUGCAAUGAUAUGAGCGGACGACUAACGAACAACUCAUCUUCAGGAGGUGUUUGUUCAGCAUUGUCAGCUUGGAAAGUGGCAGGUGGAUAUGGAGGUGGUGGUGCAUCUUGUGGACCUGGUGGUGGUGGUGGGGCUGGUUAUGAAGGUGGAGAAGGUGGACAAAAAUAUCAUGGAAUUGGUGGAAAAAGUUUUGCACUUGACAAAAAUGCCAUUAUUGUGCCAGGUAUUAAUAUUGGCAAUGGCUAUGUGCUUAUUUAUCCAUGCCGGUUGCAAUGUUCCGCAAAUGCUACCUGUCGAUUCCGCUCUAACAAUAUAAAUGAUAUUUCAAUGUUUUGCGCAUGUCCAAAUGGUCGAGCUGUAGGCGAAUUGGAAGAUUGUAUUUUUGGUAUAUAUUUUCGAAGAAGACUGGAAAAGACAAAACUAGAAAAAGCCGUAUUAAACCGCGAAAUUGGAUUGUGCGCGCUAGAGCCUACUACACCAGUGAAUAUUUCUGGAAAUCCAAUUUAUGAAUCAUUCGGGGUUUGCGCUGAAUUGCAGCAUAUCCCUCGUGCACAUGUCAAUUUAAUUAGGCCACUCGGGCAAGGUGCUUUUGGUGAAGUAUUUGAGGGAAGCUUGAAUUUCGGUAAUGAAAUAAUCCAAGUAGCCGUCAAAACUCUCCCGAAAUCAGCAUCUAAACAAGCACUUAACGAUUUUGAGAUGGAAGCGCUUAUUAUGAGUAAAUUUCGGCAUGAAAAUAUUUGUGAACUUAUGGGAGUUUGCUUUGACAUAACACCAAGACUUAUUAUUUUGGAAUUAUUAUCUGGUGGUGACCUGAAAUCAUUUUUGCGUGAAUGCCGACCUAAAACUCUGAAAGAUCAGAGAAUCCAAAUGGUUGAUUUGCUAAAUAUGGCUCGAGAUGUCGCAAAAGGAUGCAAAUUUUUAGCUGAUAAUCGCUUUAUCCAUCGGGAUAUCGCUGCUCGUAAUUGCUUGCUUACUAAAAAAGAUACAGGACGUAUUGUAAAAAUAGCUGACUUCGGCAUGGCUCGAGAUAUCUACAGGCAAGAUUAUUAUCGGAAAGGUGGUAGAGCAAUGCUACCUGUAAAAUGGAUGCCACCUGAAGCUUUUCUUGAUGGUAUUUUCACUGUAAAGACUGAUGUAUGGUCGUUUGGGGUAUUAAUGUGGGAGAUUUUCUCACUUGGAUAUAUGCCUUAUCCAGGAAGGAAUAAUCAAGAGGUAAUGUCACUUAUUGUUAAUGGAGGACGAUUGGAGCCUCCAAAUGGUUUGCCUGAUCAAAUCUAUGCGUUAAUGUUGAAUUGUUGGAAUACUGCUGAUACUGAUCGGCCACAUUUUGAUGUGAUAAUUGAUGCUUUAGAUGCUAUGCUUCAAAAUCCAAUCAUGCAAAGGAUGCCUUCACCAGUGAUUAUCCAUCGAUUAUCUCAAUCACAAUCAUUUACUACUUGUCGAGAUUCAGAAUCAUCAGAUAAUCCUAUAUCGGCAAAUGAAACAAUAUCUCAAAAUGCUUAUUCUAGGAGUACCAUGAAUACUAUGUUAAAUUCAUAUUCUGAACAUGCUGCAGCUAGCAGUUGUGAUCCGUUACCAACUAAAGAAAAUGGAAUCAACUUCAAUAUUUGCACACCUUAUCAGCCACAAUCCUCAGAACCAUUCUGCAUCCAAGAUAGAUUACCAUUGCAAUCCUCGGGAACAGCGGGGUGGAUUAAUGAUCAACUCCCAAGUGGGAGUUCUGAAACAUGCUCAGUUGGUAGUUAUGGCUGCAUGAAGAAAGCAACCGAAGGACAGGUUUUGUCAAGAAAAACACUCCAAGAAGCCGCAGCAGGAUCUCGUAGACCUGUAAUUGACACGGAUUUUUGCGACAAUCAGUCUAAUGAGAGUGAUUAUGCAAAUGCCAUCCGAACUGAAGCAAUGUCAUUGCUAGAAAAACGAUAUCCUCUACCGCAAGUUGCGCAUAGACUUCCCAUAUCACCUAUAGCUGAUAAAUUUGAGCCUUCUGAUGCAAUUGAUUCGGUCAGAUCUUCAAAUUCACUAAUUGAUCAAUCAGUACAUCAAAAUUAUAUGAAUCAAAGUCAGAUUUUAUAG